Molecule: messenger RNA, 2841 nt
Organism: Dioszegia hungarica
Lineage: Eukaryota; Fungi; Basidiomycota; Tremellomycetes; Tremellales; Bulleribasidiaceae
Product: putative PM-scl autoantigen
Exons: 8
Coding region: 1-2841 (946 amino acids)
Biological process (GO): nuclear polyadenylation-dependent antisense transcript catabolic process; histone mRNA catabolic process; nuclear polyadenylation-dependent CUT catabolic process
Cellular component (GO): nuclear exosome (RNase complex); nucleolus
Molecular function (GO): nucleotide binding; nucleic acid binding; 3'-5'-RNA exonuclease activity
Source: RefSeq, a predicted model, not a curated record
AUGGAUGCUGCAUCUCACGGACUCAGUCAGGCGGCUGGCCCGUCCUCACACCUCGGCGGCAUCACCGCUGCUCUCGAUCGGCUGACAACACACGCGGCUGCCCUCCCGCCCAAGUCGGACCUCAGCUUCCACCGGACUCUCGAUCGGAAGUUCGCCAAGUCUGUCGAUGGGACCAGCAAUCGAUUGCUCGGGCUUACGGAGCAGCUGUUGACGCUCGUAGAGGGGGAUACGAGCCGGCCGAAGGCUGGUGUCAAGGGCAAGGGGAGGAGCAAGCUGGCGGAUGAGCAGGAUGCGGUGGAGGGGUUCAGGCGGAGCGUUGGGAAUGUGAUUGACGGGCUGCUGGAGGAUGCUGUGAGCUUCAAGCUGCAUGACUCGCGGCUGGACGAUGUCUCUGGUCAGAAGAAGAAGGCCGCGAUCCAGAUAGACCCCCGCAUGGCCGCCGCUGCCUCACGGAAGCUUCCCGGCCCCUUUGCUCCCUAUCCCGCUGGCAAAAAUGGCCAAGGUCGACUCGCAUACGACCUCAUGUUUGCCGACGUCGACAAGCCGCAGCUCCUCUUCCCCGACGCGCCCAAUACCGCUCACAACCAACCCUGGACCCCUACCCUCGCUACCAAACCCCACUCCAUGGUCCCGCUCGACCACCCCAUAUCUACCGCCGGCCUCCUCUCCCCCACUUCCGCCGCAGAUAUCAAAGAGGCUGAACUCCGGAAACGAAAAAUCCGGGAGAGGGAACACCCGUACUGGUAUGAAACGCAGCACCUGCCGUACCCUACCCGGAUGUUCGAGGUGGCCGCUCCUAUCCCGCCGGUCGAGAUGGAGGAUUGCCCGUUGGUAUUUGUGAAUACGCCAGAGACGCUGGAGGAGAUGGUUGGGUACUUGAGGGAAGCCAAGGAGAUUGCGGUGGAUCUGGAACAUCACUCGACAAGGUCGUAUUUUGGCUUUACGUGCUUGAUGCAGAUCUCAACGAGGGAGAGGGAUUGGGUCGUGGAUACGUUGAAGCUGAGAGGGGAGAUUCGGGAAGGAAAGUUUGGGGAUGUCAUGGUGGACCCCAGUAUCGUCAAGGUCUUUCACGGUUCAGAUUCGGACAUCCUCUGGCUGGAGCGGGACUUUGAUAUCUACAUCGUCAAUCUGUUUGAUACAUAUCAUGCUACAAUGGUCUUGAACUUCCCCUCGCACUCGCUUGCCUCCCUCCUCGCCCGGUACUGCUCUGUCACCGCCGACAAGCGCUAUCAAAUGGCCGAUUGGCGUAUCCGACCCCUCCCGCAAGCGAUGAUCGACUAUGCGCGAUCUGACACCCACUACCUUCUCUACAUCUACGACCACCUUCGCAAUGCCCUGCUCGAGAUGUCUUCCAGACCCUCCACUCCCCAGCCUGGACCGUCCGCAGACGCUUCCACACCAGCGCAGGACGCUCUACGGAAGAGCCUCCGACAGAACCCCCAAGCGGCGCUCAGGCAGGUAUUGGAAUUAUCGGCGGAAACGGCGAUGAAAAUGUAUGAGCGGGACGAAUACCAGACGGAUGGGCGGGGAUCGGGCGGAUGGAAAAGUCUCCUCAAGAAGAGUCUGCCGCCUGAUAGUGAGGAUACGAUCGAGGCGGCGGUGAUGAUUGCGUUGCACAAGUGGCGGGAUGAUGUUGCGAGGAGGCUGGACGAGUCGCCAUUCUGGGUCAUGCCGACCGAUAUCAUCCGCCAAAUCGGUAUUCUUCGGGUUCCGAAACGCGACUUGAUUGCGCGAAUACUUCACGCCAAGAAGAUGCUCGCGAAGGAUAUGGCGGAUGAUGUACUCCAGGUGGUCGUUGCGGCUCGGAAUGAGUGGACCGCCAACCCGCCGGCACCGAAGGAGAAGACUGCCACAACGGAUCAAGGUCGGCGGAAUCCACCUCCGGCCGAAAGACAAGCCCCACCGUCUACCUUCUCGAGACCCUCCCCCGUGGAUUCGCUCUGGGCCUCGCUGGAAGCUGUCCAGCCAGCCUCCAAGCCAAAGUCCCAAUCGGCCCUCUUUGGAAACACCGUCCCCGCUCGCCGAUCCCCAUCUCCUCCCGCCCGACCCAAGUCUUCCCUCUUCGGCUCGACAAUGCCCGCACAGCGUCCGACCAAACAGGCUUUCGGGCUGAAGAAGCGGGAAAUGUCGCCUUCGUUCGAUCUCGUCAGUCGGCGUAUCGCGGAGGAGAUCCAUCCCGGUUCGGCGGCGGCAACAGGGGACGAGGAUAUGGGCGAGGCGACACUGCAGCCCGAGACUGUACCGUUUGUGCCUGCUGCGAAGCGGACGGGGUUCACGGCGCUCAAGGAGAUUGCGGCGGCAUCCCGGGCCAAGGUAGCGGCGGAGAAGGCAGCGCAGCGGGCGCCGAGCCCAGUUGCUGGCGGAGCAAUGUUGGCGGAGGCGGAGGGGUCAUCUUCGGCGGCUCCGAUCAAGCCGGCGCACAAGUCCAGGGACGAGAUCGUCCAGGUCAAGCGGCAGAGGAAGAAGCCGGCCGCCAAAGCUGCAGCUGCUUCCACCUCGGCCACCGGUACACCUUCGGCCCCGUCGACAUCCCAGUCUGGUACCGUCGACGUGGACACUACCGCGCCCAAAAAGGUCAAGAAGCCAAAAUCGAAGCCGGCCGCACAUGGGGAUAUCCCCGUCUUUGACUAUGCGACAGAAGGGAAUCUGCUGGAUCAGCCGAACGCGCCUCCACGGGCGGGUGACGAGGACGGGCCGAAAAAGAAGAAGAAGAAGAAGGAUAAGCCAAGGCCUCUUGAUGCGCCUCCUCCAGUGAUGAUCCAGACUCCGGACUUUGGGAAGAUGCCGAGGGAUAUGUCGCAGCCUAAAGCAGGAGCAAAGUCGAGGACUUUUACUUGUUGA